Molecule: messenger RNA, 990 nt
Organism: Arabidopsis thaliana (thale cress)
Lineage: Eukaryota; Viridiplantae; Streptophyta; Magnoliopsida; Brassicales; Brassicaceae
Source: the annotation of a RefSeq genome assembly
AUGGUUCGAGAGAAAGUCAAAGUAUCUACUCGGACACUACAGUGGAAGUGUGUUGAAUCAAAAAGAGACAGUAAGCGUCUUUAUUAUGGACGCUUUAUUCUGUCUCCACUUAUGAAAGGCCAAGCCGACACAAUAGGCAUUGCGAUGCGAAGAGCUUUACUUGGCGAAAUAGAAGGAACAUGUAUUACACGUGCAAAAUCUGAGAACAUACCACAUGACUAUUCUAACAUAGCAGGUAUUCAAGAAUCAGUACAUGAAAUUUUAAUGAAUUUGAACGAGAUUGUAUUAAGAAGUAAUCUAUAUGGAACGCGCAACGCGCUUAUUUGUGUCCAAGGUCCUGGAUAUAUAACUGCUCGAGACAUUAUUUUACCGCCCGCUGUGGAAAUCAUUGAUAAUACACAGCAUAUAGCUACCUUAACAGAACCAAUAGAUUUGUGUAUUGAAUUAAAAAUUGAGAGGAAUCGCGGAUAUAGUCUAAAAAUGUCAAAUAACUUUGAAGACAGAAGUUAUCCUAUCGAUGCUGUAUUCAUGCCUGUUGAAAAUGCCAAUCAUAGUAUUCAUUCUUAUGGGAAUGGGAAUGAAAAACAAGAGAUUCUUUUUCUAGAAAUAUGGACAAAUGGAAGUUUAACUCCUAAAGAAGCACUUCAUCAAGCCUCCCGGAAUUUGAUUAAUUUAUUUAUUCCUUUUCUACAUGUAGAAGAAGAAACGUUCUAUUUAGAGAACAAUCAACAUCAAGUUACUUUACCCUUUUUUCCUUUUCAUAAUCGAUUAGUUAACCUAAGAAAAAAAAAAAAAACAAAAGAACUAGCCUUUCAAUAUAUUUUUAUUGACCAAUUAGAAUUGCCUCCCAGAAUCUACAAUUGUCUCAAAAAAUCCAAUAUACAUACAUUAUUGGACCUUUUGAAUAACAGUCAAGAAGACCUUAUCAAAAUUGAACAUUUUCACGUAGAAGAUGUAAAAAAGAUAUUAGACAUUCUAGAAAAAAAAUAG